AUGCAGCAAGUUUAUGUUCCUAAGAAGGUUGAAAUUCCCAUUGCUCCUUCACCGAAGCCCAAUCCUCUUCCAUCCAUCACAAUUGGCUCUAUGGAGGCGCCCAUCACUAAUGAUGUUGGGUUGAUUGUGAUUGAGGGUUUGGCUCCAGCAGCAACUCAAGAAGAAUCUCCAAGUGUUGUUGCUGAAAUUGAGAAAGAGAAGCAUGCCGAGCGUGAUCCUAAAUAUUUGAAACCAAAGUGGUGUCCUCCGGGGUUGACCAAGACAAAGAGGCAUAAAUUGUAG
This is a messenger RNA of Miscanthus lutarioriparius, 282 nucleotides long. Lineage: Eukaryota; Viridiplantae; Streptophyta; Magnoliopsida; Poales; Poaceae. The record is from the annotation of a GenBank genome assembly.